GUUGAAAUCGAUCACCAUCAUCAUCGAAUUCCCUCACGACUAUUCCACGCCAGUCCUCCAAGCCAUUGCUCCUUGCCUCGACGCUGCAAAAUAUUUGCAGCUGUUGCAAUGGCUUCGCAUUUUCCUAUUAGGCCAAUGGCCAAUGUAGCCAACUUUGCGCGCCGACAGGCGGCCUCAAGGCCUGCGUCUUUCUUCUUCACUCAAAGAUCGGCUUCCCAGGCCCGCUAUCUUUCCGCCUCCCCUGCAUGCCAGCAAGAUCCUCCUGCGCCGGAGGCGCCGCGCUGGAUGGCGACGCCAAGAGCUAUGGUUGCGCCUGUACGAUCACGACCGCGGCCCCGCAGGGAGUGGCUGUCCAACGAAGAUCCGGAGAAACUGAACCGGUUCUAUGUCCGUAUAUUAGGAAACCGCGGAGAUCAGAUGCUCAGCGAGGAGGUCAAGUGGCUUGCCGUCACGCAUAAGAGCUUUGACCACGGCAGAAGAGGAUUCAACGACCGACUGGCUUUCUUAGGAAAACGGAUAAUCGAGUUGCAAGCAAAUCUCGCUACGGUGCAGUCACCGCUGAGUACGCAACAAUCGCUCGCCGCAGCGGAUGCUGAGAAGGACGAGUAUGGCCGCGUUCCGUUCAAACAUCCCGCCCUUGAAGGUCUCGAGAACACGACCGAUCGCUCGCGCAAUUUGGUGGUGGACAAGAAGAGGUUGGCUCAGCUGGCUAGUUCGUAUGGCCUUAACAGGGUCCUUCGAUGGAAGCCUAAGAACGCUGAAAGCCUCUCGGGAUCCGGUAUCGACACUGUUCUUGCGCACAGCAUGUAUGCCAUUGUCGGCGCUGUUGCCCUGCAGAGAGGCGGCGAGGCCGCUAACACACUCACAAGAGAGAAGAUUCUGGCCCCUCUCGGUGUCACAGCUUAAAGAUGGACAUUUAGGAUUUUGUACGAUACCGGCGUCUCAUAUUACGUGAUGUAUAUUAUAUUUUCUUUCUAUUGGCUAUUUGUAUAUAUGGUGCAUAUAAAAGCAUGUUCUCUCCCCUGAGUGUCCUGGUUCAUAACUUCUCGUGGUCCUCAAUCCGAAGAAGUUGAUAAAUUUCGUAUCCUCGCACAUGGUUCAGUUUCUACUUGGAUGCGGCCAUUACAAUCCAUUUUCCUGUAGGUUUAUUCUAAACCUAGUUUACGAGUGAAAAUAUAUAAAGUGAUAAGCAC
Molecule: messenger RNA, 1193 nt
Organism: Xylona heveae TC161
Lineage: Eukaryota; Fungi; Ascomycota; Xylonomycetes; Xylonales; Xylonaceae
Product: RNase III domain-containing protein
Exons: 3
Coding region: 109-906 (265 amino acids)
Biological process (GO): RNA processing; mitochondrial translation
Cellular component (GO): mitochondrial large ribosomal subunit
Molecular function (GO): ribonuclease III activity; structural constituent of ribosome
Source: RefSeq, a predicted model, not a curated record